Molecule: messenger RNA, 918 nt
Organism: Lasiodiplodia theobromae
Lineage: Eukaryota; Fungi; Ascomycota; Dothideomycetes; Botryosphaeriales; Botryosphaeriaceae
Exons: 1
Coding region: 1-918 (305 amino acids)
Source: RefSeq, a predicted model, not a curated record
AUGCCACCGCCAUCCGCACAAGCAUUGCCCGCUCUGCUAUCAAGAGUCCGCCACCUGCUGCCACCUUCCCUACCGAAGAGCGCCGCAUACAUCCUCCCAGCCUGCACCCUGACAGCCCUCGGCCACCCUAACCUCCUCGGCCCGCUCUUCCUCCACGUCACCGGCCACAAUGCCCCGUCGUCACAGCAGCCGGCCGCCGCCGCCCAGCUACCCCCCGCCGAGACCCGCACCAUCUCGCUGCACCUGCGCGACAUGCUGCUGAAGGAAUGGACGCUAAUCGGCAUCCCGCCCGUCGUCACAGCCGUGUCGUCCCUCGGCCGCGCCGAGCAGGAAGCCGGCCUCUUCCCCUCCGACGCGCCCACGACCUUCGACAAUCCCAAUUGGAACGCCCCUCCUGCUACCUCCUCCCCCCCACCACCAUCCCAAGACGCCCCCGUCCUCGGCCCCCAAACCACCCUCUCCCCCCGCUACUCCUCCAACCCCUCCGACCCCACCCUCUCCCUCGCCCCAGGCACACCAACCACCACCCGCGGCGCCGCCCACCUGCACCGCCUCUACCAGCACCACCUCCCGCCCAUCCUGCGCACCUGGGCCUCGCACGAAGCCGACUUCCGCUGGCUGGAAGAAUCCGUCAUCUACGGGCUCUUCCUGUCCGACCAUUCCGUCCUGUCCGACGUCGAGACGAGCCUGGUGACGGCCAGCGCCAUCCUCGCUGGCUCCGGCCUGAAGGCGCCGACGCUGUGGCACCUGCGCGGACUGCGCAGGCUGGGGUUGGAGAGGGGGGAGGUGGAGGCGGUGGUGAGGGUGGUGGGGGAGUGUGCGGUUUGGGCGAGUGGGAGGGUGCAGGGGGUGAGGGGGAGCGAGGGGGAGGUCGAGGAGUGGGUGGGGUGGGUGGGGGAGGUGGAGGGGGAGGUUUGA